AUGGGAAUAGCCCAAUGGCGCGACUCGUGCGAAGAUCGACCACAUACUCACCAGCCGGAGCCACAUGAUGAAAAGGAACAUCUGCUAUUGACAACGAAGGAGAAAAGAAGUCGUUUACGACGAUUGCGUACUCGAGGACUCCUUGCUCCAAGAGAAUUACGAGCCUGUGCUGAGCGUGCCUCGAAGCCGUGCACGACAAACUUGGAUCGAAUUUCGAAGACCACCAAGGAAUUGUUGGAAAGAAGAAGGGCUUUAAGGCUUGAUCCGAAUGCAUCGCACAUUGGGCGGUUAUUAACAAACACUAGCUGCAGAAAAGCGUUGCAGGAGGAUCUUUUGAAGUACAGGCAGAAGAUUCUAGAAGCAGCACAAAGAAGAACGAGUCGAAAGAAGUGCCGCAAGGAUCUCCGCGAAUAUAUUCCGCUAGCAGCCUUGCUGAGCGAAGACGGGACUCGCACGUCUUCUCGUCGAGAGAUGGAAAUCAUUACGGAGAAGUUCUACUCGAACCUUUUCCGUCCAUCAACUCCUGUGUCAAGCCCAAUCAUCCCCACUGGCGAAGCUUCACCACGGAUUCUCCCUUCGGAAGUACGAGUCGCUAUCAAGAGCAUGAAACCUGGCACAGCCCCCGGACCUGAUUUUAUAUCAGCAGACUUUCUUCGGGCUGGUGGCCAUCCGCUUCAUAUAAUCUUAGCAGCGUACAUGACAUCCUAUCUUCAGAAAGAAAGGAUCCCAGACCAGUGGAAGACCUCGCGAACCGUUCUUAUCCAUAAGAAAGGUGACCGAGAGGACCUUCGAAACUACUGUCCGAUAUGGUUGCUGAGCGUGUUAUACAAAGUAUUCACCAAGAUCAUCCUCACACGCAUAGGACGCUGGAUGAAGCCCAGCCUCAAGAACAAGCUGGAUUCCGCCAGGGGUUCAGCUGCUUGGACCACAUCCAGACCGUGUCGAGGGUCAUAG
Messenger RNA from Necator americanus (New World hookworm), 954 nucleotides. RefSeq lists its product as uncharacterized. NCBI's taxonomy places the organism in Eukaryota, Metazoa, Nematoda, Chromadorea, Rhabditida, Ancylostomatidae. The coding region runs from base 1 to 954 and encodes 317 amino acids. The transcript has 3 exons. The record is from RefSeq and is a predicted model, not a curated record.